This is a messenger RNA of Mus pahari (shrew mouse), 1334 nucleotides long. RefSeq lists its product as uncharacterized. The record is from RefSeq and is a predicted model, not a curated record. Bases 1 to 780 code for a protein of 259 amino acids. NCBI's taxonomy places the organism in Eukaryota, Metazoa, Chordata, Mammalia, Rodentia, Muridae. The transcript has 4 exons.
AUGGCCGCCGCGGGCGGGUGUCGGCGCGCGUGCGCACUGGGGGUCCCGGAGCUGCAGGCGGGAGGUUGGGGGAGGGGAGCGAGCUGGAGCGCCGCGGAGCUCCAGCCGCCGCCGCAGCUCCCGCCGCAGCGAAGAGGCCAUGUUGUGUGGUGUGUGGGGCGGGGGGAGGAGGAGGAGGGAGUAAAGCCGAGCGAGGAGACGGCAGAGACACCACACACGGCACAAGAUGGCCGGAGAGGCAGCAGCAGCCCCAGCUGUCAGGCGGCCUGCCGCGGCCCGCGGGCUCGCCGCUGCGCUGGGAGCCGUACCCCGGCGGCCCGGAGGGCUCUGGGAGAGCGGGGAGGCCGCGGCUGGGGCGAGGCGGCCGCGCGCGAAUGCGGGAGCUCGCGGCCGGAGCGCCCGGGGAGGCCCGGGCCCACGACGCCCGUGGCUCCGCUGCGGCAGCGGCGGCGCCGGUGGCGCGCGCGGCUGGGAGGCGGCUUCGCGCCGUGGGCGGGAGGCUGCGGCGGGCGACCGGUCCUGGACACGCGAGGAAGAGCGAGCCGAUGGCGCCUGCGGUCUCGCUUCGACCCGGUAACUUACAAGAUGAUAAUUCAUGUGGUUGCCGAUGAUUCUGAGUAUACACAGCUUUUAUCCCAGGAAUGUGAAUCCUUAAAUGGAAUGAAAAGCCUAUACCAUAGACAUCGAAGCCUUUACACCCCGCUUGAAGAGUUUGAAAUGGACUUUACCACAGAAAUCAAGAUGGCAGCCCAUUAUGGGGAAUUGAGGAAAAUGGAUUAAUGCAAGAAUGCUGUAAUAUUACACAACCAACACAGGAUUCUUUUAAUGUGGAUUCCAUGAAAUGAAUGAUUCUUACCCGCUUAUGGACUUAUCCACAAAUGGACAGUGGAAUUUACUUCCUAAAGACAUAUUACAUAUGUACAUUUUUGACAUCUGGAGAAGAUUCUACAAUUCUACAAAUGGUAGUUUGUAUUCCUGGAAUUUCUUGCAGUUUGAUCUGAAGUGACCUUAUGGAAUGUUAACUUUAAUAAAAAUCUCUAAAACUUAAAAAAAUUUCUCAGUUUGGGCCUUUUAUAAAUUUUUUCAGUGGGCGUUAAACAUUAAAUGUUCAUUUUACCUUGAUAACAUUUUGACCUUUACAGUUGCUUUUCAUUAAAGUAUACUGAAUAAAGCUGGUAAAAUGGAAUGGUUUUAUUUGGGAUUUAUGUGUAUUAGAAAAUCUUGGUUUUCCUGUGUUUAAGUGGAAUGGUCCUUUGGUUAAAAUAGAUAUAUUCUCUCUUCCCCUUCCCCCUUUCUUCUUUUUUUUUUUGUUUUGUUUUGUUUUUUUCAGGACA